Molecule: messenger RNA, 3588 nt
Organism: Caenorhabditis angaria
Lineage: Eukaryota; Metazoa; Nematoda; Chromadorea; Rhabditida; Rhabditidae
Source: the annotation of a GenBank genome assembly
AUGGGUAAGAAUAAUAUUUUCUGAAAAUUAAUUAUUCUCAAGACUUUCAGGAUGUCUACUUGUUAUCUCGACCAUUGCUCAUACUAUUUGUUUAGUUUCAGAGUUGAUUUUUGUGAAAAUGAAAUUAAGGUGAGUGAAUAAUAUAAGUUUUUUGAGACAUCAUUAAAACAAACUUAGAUUUGAGUUAGAUUCAUUAAAAGAUGCGAAGAGCAAAAAACAUUCUUUCGAUUGUGUUUCAAUGCUCUCAUAAAGGGUAUUCAAAUGUGUCACGUAAAUACUUGAAAUGUUGAAAUAUUUGCUAAAAAUAAGAGGGUCCAAAAAACAUUUGGUAUUAAUUUCUGGAAAAAAAUGAGGAAGGAAAAAGUAUUUUUGAUCCUGGAUGGAUUAGAAAAUUGUAGUCAAAAGUUUGUAGAGGUCUAUUUUUCUAGUCAAAUUUAUUAGUAAACAACUGAAAGUUGGGACUACAUAUUUAGAACAAUAAUUGAAAUUUCUAAUUUUUUUCGAACAUUUCCGAUAAUUAUUGUUAUGCUAUAGUUCAAUUCAUGAAAAUCCAAAGUUUGGAAUUUUUUUCAGAAUCGUUUUCAACAAAUUUUGGAGUUUAUGAAUUUUUUUUAGUAGAAGUCAAGAAAUUUAUAAUAUUCAGAAUAAAAAUAUAUAAAAUUCCAAAAAAAAUUUAUUUCUUCAGAUUCACGAGAACUCAUCGAGAUGAUUGUUAUCGUUCAGUAAUCGUCUACAUGUUUGCAAUGCUCUUCCAAUCCACACUUUUUUUGAUGAUGUCAAUCGAUCUAUUUCUAGCUGUUAUAAUGCCUAUAAGGUAUGCAUUUCUGUGGGAGUUUUUUUUUCCGCCAGUCUUUUAUUCGAGUUCGGAUUAAAUUUCAAACGCGAAAUUCAAUCCAACAUCCGUUCAAUAAUUAGGAGUGAAAUAUAUCAUUGAAAUAAUGAACCAAACAAAAAAUAAAAAGAAACAAGAAAAUAAAAAUGAGUCAGAAAACUUUUUGCAGACACAAAUUAUGGCGAAGAGGUCCAUAUUUAUUAGUUUUGUGUAUUCCACCUUUUGCAUUUUCCACUUUUGCUUUAUUCAUCGAAGAAAUUUAUAUCAAUCAUGAUGAUCUUCUGAUUUGCACAGUAACUCUUGGUUUGUUUGAAGUUGACUGAUUAAAAUUGAAUUUUAAAUAAUUGUUUAGCCGCACCACCGCAUAUUCGAUUUUGGGGAACUCUUGUGACAUUUUGCACAAUCGCCUUAGCUGUGAUUAUAAUUUUCAUCACAGCUUGUCGACUUCAUUUCAAAGGUAAUUAUUUUUUGGAAGUUGGGGAUCAAGUCGGAAAAUUUGGACCAGGAACGGAUUGCCGAGAUUUUUUAAUAGGAUUUCAAAAAAAUUGGGCCAAUAUUUUGUGUUAAGCUUUUCUUUGUGAUAAGAUUCAGAGAAAUUUGUAAAAUUUCAUUUUUUCAGAACGCGAAUCUGCUCGUCGAAUAUUGCGACAUUGUAACAGUAUAACAAGCAAUACAAAAUGUUCUGACACAAAAUUAUUGAAAUCGCUCUCAACUUUGAUGUUUGUUUUUGUUUGUUCUUGGAGUGCAUCUCUUCUUUUAUCUCAUAUUGCACUGUAUUUUGAUAAAACUAUAGGUUAUGAAAUUCAAAAAUAUAAUGUAAGUCAAGGCAGAACUUUUAAUUCAUGUUAAAUGUUCACAAUAAUUCCAGAUUCUUCUUUCACUUCCAACUUUUUGCCAAAACUUUUUUGUGACUGGUUUGAGAUCUCCUAGAUAUUCUGCUGCUUAUUCUGAACAGCUAUGUUUUUGUGGAGUUCGCAAAAAUGGUCCUAGAAAAAUGUCAUCAGUGAAAUCGGGUGUUGUUUUCGUGUAAAUUUAAAAUUAUUACAUAUUUUCUAUGGUUACGGUUAUAAAUAAAAGUUGUUCUUUUCUUCUUUUUUUUCGAAAUUUAGAAAACAAAAGUUCUAUUUUUUUUUGCUUAUUUUUUUGUUCAAUUUCACAUAAAUUGAAAAUUUGAAGCAUAUUUGUAUUACAAUGCCUAAACAAACUUUUGAAAAUUUUCAAAGUUAUCGAUAAAAAUAAUUUUGUAUAGAUAAGAAACGGGUCAAUUGUAAAAUGCCACGGAUAACAGUACGGAAAAUUGCAAUUUUUUGUUUUUGCUCAAUAUUUUUAGGUUUAUAUUUUUAUAUUGUUAUAAAUUCAGCAAUUUCUAGUAGUAUUAUUGAUGAUAAUGAAAAAUCAAUUACAAGACCGUGAGUUGAAUUAUUAUUUUUUGAAUCUUGAAAUGUUUCAGAGAUGUGAUACUUCGACAAAAAUUCAAAAAACCUCCGGAAAAUGCGUUGAAGUUUUAUAAACUUGAUGACGAUGGUUAUGCGAUUUCGACAUUUUUAGAUGAAAGAAAUGGGAAUAUGGGAUAUCGAUUUGUUAGAAUUUUAGUGAGUUUUUUCUAAAUUUCUCAAGCAGUUUGGAAAUAUUUACUGUACUGUAAUACGGUAAAAAUUUUUUUUUCAAACCUCGUUUUCAGAUGGCUUUGAAAGACAAAGAUGUGUUUGAAUGUUUCAUAAAUUCUGAGCAAUCCCCGGAAGUCAGAGUUUAUGAAUUCUCAGAGAAUCAUCGAAAAAAGUAUGGAGUCUUCAUUUUGAACUGUAAAGUUUCUGCAAAAGUUACCGGUGAUAUAAAAUCUAUCGAGGUUAGUUUUUUGCUUCAAAUAAAAAAAAAGUAAUUUUUAAAGAUUCGUCGAGCUGCUUCUUCUAAUUCUGAUCGUCUUUCUCUUCCAAUUCAUCAUCAUAUUCUAGAUGAAAAAAAUUCACAAAACUUAUCAAAACCAAUCUCAAUGUCAAUUUGUGUUCCAGUUCUUUAUGGCAAUUUUUAUUCGGUUGAGCGAAUUAUCGAAUUCAUGGAAUAUAAUAUUAUUCAAGGUGUUGAGAAAGUCAAUGUUUAUGUUGAACCAAAAACUUUGGAAAAUCAAAAACUUCGAAAAAUGCUGGAAUAUUAUAGGAACUCUGGUCACCUUGAAUACACUAUCUUUGAUUUGCCAUUUGAUCCAAAAUAUAUUUGGUAUUACGGUCAACUUAUUACAAUAACAGAUUGUUUAUUGAAAAUGACUGGCACUUCAAAAUAUACAUUUUUCAAUGAUUUUGAUGAAUUUUUCGUUCCUUCGUCAAACUUGAAAAUGCUGGAAACUUUGGAUAAACUAUUUGAGAAUCCAAAAACUGGAGCACAAAGAGUUUCUCUGAAGUACAUUGAGAUAAAGUAAGUUGAAUUUUUUCAACAAAAAAAGUGUAUUCAAAAUAUUAUUUUUUAGAGAUGACAAAGUUCCAAUUAGUAUUCACAACACCCAAUCUGGAGAUCAAAUGGAAACCAGAUUUACAAAAUGUGUUAUUCGACCAGAAAUGGUAUUCGAACAAGGAAUUCAUCAUACAAGUCGAGUAAUUCAAGAUGAUUAUGAAAUUAAGAAUCACGAUGGCUCGCUUUUAUUGGUUUAUCAUUAUAAAAAACAAUUGUCAUGUUGUCAAAAAGAAUCACUGAUUUUGGACAAAUUCGGGAACAAACUUCGGGAAAAAUAUAAUGAAACUUUCAAUAAUUUAUUCACUAUUUAG